This is a messenger RNA of Drosophila serrata, 1127 nucleotides long. RefSeq names its product bruno 1 (gene bru1). Gene Ontology annotation, molecular function: RNA binding. The record is from RefSeq and is a predicted model, not a curated record. NCBI's taxonomy places the organism in Eukaryota, Metazoa, Arthropoda, Insecta, Diptera, Drosophilidae.
AGUUUCUCGUUCAUUUGUCCAUCGACGAUUGCUCUUGUAGGAAGUUCAAGGAAGGAGUGGACGACGAAGACGCUGCAUUUAUAUAUUUGAAUAUAUAGUUUACUUUUUUUAAUUAGUCACGUUCAGUUCCGAGUGCCGAGAGUGUCGCCCGUGUUAAGUGGAAGUAUUUAUUUAGGCCCUUAAUUUAAACAUUUCUUCAAUUCGACCUCGAGUGUCCGUGCGCGUUAACAGUAAACGUAUUGGUAGUGGUAUUUUGAUAGUGCAAUUAGCCUGAAUAUCGUGCAGCCGCUAAAUUAGUUGUUUAUUCGCGUCGACCGUGUACAAUUGUAUUUUGAGAUCGCAAUAUGUUCAGCAGUCGCUCUUCGUUUUUGGCAAAUCGCCGCAUGAUUUUCGAUUUUUCUGAGAAAAACGACAGCGAUUUGUACUUGGAUGCAUUUGGUAUGAGCGAUAAGAGCAGCAGUGCAACGAACAGCCUGCCCAAUAGCCCCAUACAUAGCAACAACAAUAAUCCAACUCUGCUGAACAACAACAACAACACUAGUAGCAGCAAUAAUAGCAUCAACGGGGGCAACAACAACAACAAUCCAAGCUUGGGCAGCAGCAACUCACUGGUGGCCGUUGGCAGUAACGGUAUAAUGUCCGCCGCCGGACUGGUGAACAACAACAACAAUCCAUGCAGCGCCAAUCGUAAUGUCGUGAGCAUGGACGAUGAUUCGUGCUUCCGUUUGGACACGGACACCACCGUGGUCACGUAUGGAAAGGAACCGGAUCCGGAUAACAUCAAAAUGUUUGUCGGCCAGGUGCCCAAGUCGAUGGAUGAGUCGCAGCUGCGUGAGAUGUUUGAGGAAUACGGCCCAGUGCACUCGAUCAAUGUGCUAAGAGAUAAGGCCACGGGAAUAAGCAAGGGUUGCUGCUUUGUGACGUUCUAUACGAGACGCGCCGCCCUGAAAGCCCAGGAUGCUUUGCAUAAUGUUAAGACGCUGAAUGGGAUGUAUCAUCCCAUUCAAAUGAAGCCUGCCGACAGCGAGAAUCGCAAUGUUAUAACAAACCCCAUGCUUCAAUCCCACUGUACGCAAUGUACUCUAGUUUUCAAAAAUUCACAAAAGGCAUCCAACAAGGACAAAUGA